UGCUCUUGUCUUCCCGCUGCAGCCCGAAAAAAAAAAAGAAGAAAGGGAACCCAGCCAUGCCUUGGGAAACCGGUAGAAAGCUUGGUUUUUGGCCUUCUUUUCUUGCUCUAGAACCUGAUUGGAACCCAGAAAUUCUCCCCCCUGCAGAAAGCUUUCGGAUCUGCCUUGCUCUGCUCCUCACCGUCCGGCUGCUCCUGCUUUUUGGGUGUGAUUUGUUCGGUUUUUUGGUAAGAAAUAGCCAUGAAUCUCCCUUCUUCAGCUUUAAUUGCCUUGGGUUUAUGUUAAUUGCUCUUGGUUCCUUCAAUUUUUGGGUAGAACCCGUGAGUUUCUUCCCUGCACUGCCGCCGGCUUCUUCCCCCUGCUAGGUCCGCUUCUUGCUGGAAAAUUCUGGUUUCCGAUCGUUCUGUCAGUUAGUGCGUGAAUUGAAUGCUCGGUUUAUGCGAGUGAGGUAAGUAAAUUUAUGAGUAAAUUUUAAAGAUUUGAUCUUCAGAUUUUGAUGGUAUCAGAUUGUGGUGUGAUAAGUUCCGAGCCUUGUGCACUUGUUGGACUCGUCUCACGGGUGUACGGCGUCUGUCGCACCUCGAAUUUGGGUUUUGGGGCAUGACAACUUUAAAUGCUAGGACCUUGUGAAAUUGUUAAAAUAUCCUUAAUUAAUCUUUUUUAUGUGUAGAUUCAUUAAAGGUAAUUUAUGGUAUGUUUGGGAUUACUGUGAAGUGCUAUGGCAGUAACUGUGAUUGUG
Rubroshorea leprosula is the source of this 739-nucleotide messenger RNA. Lineage: Eukaryota; Viridiplantae; Streptophyta; Magnoliopsida; Malvales; Dipterocarpaceae. The record is from the annotation of a GenBank genome assembly.